Molecule: messenger RNA, 4869 nt
Organism: Fusarium coffeatum
Lineage: Eukaryota; Fungi; Ascomycota; Sordariomycetes; Hypocreales; Nectriaceae
Exons: 5
Coding region: 1-4869 (1622 amino acids)
Biological process (GO): protein deubiquitination
Molecular function (GO): cysteine-type deubiquitinase activity
Source: RefSeq, a predicted model, not a curated record
AUGGAUGGAACAAAGCAACUGGACAUUUCUUUGUUUUAUCGAAACAGCUGGUUAAAGAAUUUCUUUUGCGGCGAUUCCGCCCAAGCUUGGAUGGUAGAAUUCAAGCACCCCGAGCUGCUCGAGCAGCUCGCCUUCAAGACGUCGUCCUCAAAGAAGAGAAAGCUCUUGCGAAAGGACGAGCCCGUAGAUUCCAUCGACUCGCCGUCGCCCCCUCCUGACUCGGUCCUACCCUCUUGCGAAGUCGACGACGAUCCCGCCUUCUCCUUCUCCGCUGACUCUCAACCCGCCUCGAGCCUCCCGCCGCGUCUCCAGACUCAGAAUACCUCUUUUGCCUCGGCCGACUACGCUUCCUCAGCUGCUUCAAGCCCUUGUGCCUCUGCCUACGCCGACCUCUCCAUCGAAAGUGACCGUGGCGGCGACGAGACUGGCUCGGCCCGAACCUUGGCCAGAAGCCAGUCUCCCUUGCGUCUUUCUCACCGAGUCAUCAUGAAUGGCGAUUCUGACCUACCCCACCGCUCCUCAUCGCCUUUGAAACGACGUGCCUCAAGUAUGGAUCCCGAGAAUGAAGCGGAUAAGGUCCGUGAUGUCGAUAUGGGUUCAUCGCAGGUCAAAGAGUCUGUAGAGGGUCCAUCUCAACCACCCGUAGACACCCUGCCGCGUGCUAUGAGUGUUGAUGCGCCUGAGCCUAAUGCGCCUUUGGCCGGCAAUGUCCCUUCCUCUCAACCGAUUCCUUCCCUGCAAGAACAAAUCAAGAUCAUUGAGACUCUUCUGAAGGCAUUUCAGGACUCGCAGCCAAAUGAAGGGGACAAGGCUUAUCUUGUGUCGAAUACUUGGGUUCAGAGAGCGCUUGCGCUGCGCGUCGACUCGAAAGAUGUCAAGGAGAGCGAUUCUGCAUCUGGCCCCCUUGGACCUGUAGACAACUCGGACAUCAUUGAAGAAGUCAUCAAAGAGCCUACUGGCAAAGAGUUUAUCCGUCUCAGAGAAGGAACUAACGAGAAUGAGUUCACACUCUUCCCCGAGGAUGCUUGGAAAAUGGUUGUAGAUUGGUAUGGUGUCAAGGAUGGCCAAGAAGCUAUUGUCCGAACUGCUAUCAACACAGCCGAAGUUGGUGAUGAGCCAGUCAUUCAAUUCGAGUUUCACCCUCCGAUUUUCACUAUUCAUCGCUUGUGGUCAACUCUCAGUCCACUACCCAUUGAACAGUCACUCAAAGCCAAGAACCCUCCUCCUUACAGAUUCGCGAGAAGCCGCAAAUACCAUGCUCAGACCUUCAUCAAAGAGUUAAAGACGGCCACCGGUGUUCCCAUGGAUCGCAAAAUCCGCCUGUUCACUGUUCCUGAGGUCCAACAGACUACCGGGCCUUCAGAACCGUCCCGGGCCCUCACCCCCCCAGACUCCCCGGGCCGAGGUGAAGGGAGUGGUAAUCCUGCGGAAUCCUGGUCGAAACUUCUCCUCGAUAUUGCUUCAUUCGAGCAGGUCCGCGAGACCAAGGUGCAGAGCACCCUGGAAGAUCACACUGUCAACCCAAAUUUCAAUGGUUCAUCAGCAUUGUCUAUAUUUGAUUUGGUCACUGACCAAACUCUUGUUAUCGAUGAAGCCAUUGAAAAGGGAUCGUGGGUCAGCACUUACACCGGCAAGAGCCCACCAAAUGGACUAGCCAUUCCCACGAGAAGCGGCGUGGCGUCCUCCAACGCAAGUGGUCGAAGUAGUCCAGCUCCUGGUGGCGCGUUAACGAGAGGUCGUGCUGGAAGGAAGUCCGGUCGCAAUAUCGGUGUUGUUGGCCUGUCAAAUUUAGGAAAUACCUGUUAUAUGAACUCGGCCCUCCAGUGCGUUCGGAGCGUUGAAGAGCUGACGAAGUACUUCCUGACUGACGAGUUUGUUGAUGAGGUCAACAAGACCAACCCUCUGGGAUACAACGGCAAGGUCGCCACAACGUACGGGCAUUUGCUCAAGGAUAUAUAUUCGGAGAGCAGGGGUUCAGUAACCCCGCGAGAGUUUAAGAAUACCAUUGGUCGCUGCCGGACAACCUUCGCAGGCUACGGCCAACAGGACUCCCAGGAGUUCCUCGGCUUUUUGCUGGAUGCUCUCCAAGAAGAUCUAAGCCGUGUCAAGAAGAAGCCCUACAUUGAGAAGCCUGACUCGACCGACGACAUGAUCAACAACCCAGAAGCUAUAAAGGAAAUGGCAGAUAAGGUGUGGGAUAUCACUCGACGCCGAGACGAUUCUGUCAUUGCCGACCUCUUCACCGGUUUGUAUAAAUCAACACUCAAGUGCCCCGAAUGUGGCAAGAUCAGCAUCACCUUUGACCCUUUCAACAACCUGACCCUUCCCAUACCGGUUGAAGACGUUUGGACGGCCAAGAUCAAAUUUCUACCCCUCAACGACAUUCCCGUUCUGAUUGAGGUUGAACUCCCCAAGCACAGCGCGAUCGAGCAACUCAAACAGUUCCUCUCUGCCAGGACGGGUAUUCCCCCAGAAAGGUUGAUAGGAGGAGAAGAGUAUAAGGACAGGUUCUUCAAAAUAUACGAAAACUCUCAAGACGUGAGCGAAGAAAUCGCCAGGAACGAUCUUGCCACUUUCCAUGAAUUGGAUGCUGUUCCUACCAACUGGCCACACAAGGCCAAGAAGCCUCGCUCAAUGUUAGACGUGGACACUCCUCUCGAGACCGAGAAUUGGGAUGAUCCGAGAUAUGAGCAGAUGGUAGUACCUGUGUUCCAUCGCGUUCCAUCAAGUUAUGCACGUGGUCGAGAUGGCAUGGCUCCUCCCAGCUUCAUUUGCUUCACAAAGGAAGAAGCUUCUGAUAUUGACCUCAUCCGACGUAAAGUCUUGGAAAAGGUUGCUACUUUCUCAACCUGGUCUAAGCUAAGAGGCGGUUUUGAGGAAAACUCGGAUAACGCUGACGGGGAGGUCAUCAUUUCUGCCUCGGAUGCCGACUCAUCGGGCGACAGUAAGGUUAUCGCCAACUCAGUUGAAGGCGAGGACGACAUCGUAGAUGUCCACAUGAAGGACGACAGCAACCCACUUCCCCAGCAACCUCAAAUCUUGAAGCGAUUCAACACAACCCGACCGAACUUCAUCAAACCAGAUAGCAUCCUAGAUCCUGAGCUUGAGGAUCUUUUCGAACUUUGCUACUUCACCGACAAAUCCUACGCUGGCCAUGUGCCGACAGGCUGGUCUCAUGUUGAUCAGCACCAGGCUUUGCCCAAGUUGGCGGACCGAAUUCCUCAAUCUGCGCCCGACGAUGAAGAUGCUGGUAGUCGCGAUGAUGAUAGCAGCACACCUUCAGCUAAUGAGGAUGCGAGCAGCAAUGAUGAGAGUAUCAAGGCCGAGGCACCACAUACUCAAAUGCUAGACGCAUCCAGUGAGGAGGAGGCUCAGGAAACUCCACGAUCAUUCAAUGGUCGGCCUUCCAAGAUUGGACCCAAGGGACGGCGCAAUAAGAUGAAGACCCAAAAGUAUGGCAAGAAGGCCAACAAGCGACGAGAGCGCGUUCCGAACAAGAAGAACAAGGUGGCUUCCGUUAAACCUCAGCCUCAACCUCCUGCAGUCGCUGACGGUGGUCCUCUUAUCCGUCUUGGUGAGGGUCUUGUCGUAGACUGGAAUGAAGACACCUUUGAUAAGGUCUUUGGUGGCUCUUCAAAGAUCUCCGACGAGAAAGGGGCUCCUACUUACCAGGUACCCGAGACACUUAAUGAUAAGGCAUUAAAGAUUGUCCAAAGAAGAAGACAGCAUCGCCGUACCCGAGGCAUUACCUUAGAGGAGUGCUUGGACGAGUUUGAGAGGGCCGAGGUUCUCUCCGAACAAGAUAUGUGGUACUGCCCCCGUUGCAAAGAGCAUCGACGCGCCAGCAAAAAGUUCGAUCUGUGGAAGUCACCAGAUAUUCUUGUGGCCCAUCUCAAGCGAUUUAGCAGCUCUGGCUACCGCCGAGAUAAGCUGGAUGUCAUGGUUGACUUCCCCAUCGAGGGACUUGACCUUACUUCCAGAGUCAUCCAGAAGGAAGAUGGAAAGGUUGAGAUUUAUGACUUGAUUGCCGUGGAUGACCAUUAUGGAGGUCUUGGAGGAGGUCAUUAUACUGCCUACGCCAAGAAUUUUGUCGAUGGGCGGUGGUACAAUUACAAUGAUUCGUCAGCAUCCCCAGUGUCCGACCCGUCAUCAUGCAUCACAUCAGCUGCGUAUCUCCUCUUCUAUCGUCGCCGCUCGAGCACCCCUUUGGGCGGGUCGCGGUUCGGAGUCAUCUCUGAGAAGUACAAGAACAGCGAAGAGAAUUCCGAAGAGGAAGACAGCGAAGCGGGGGAAGGUCAGCGUCUCGGCGAGGGUUCCUCCCUGGUUGGGUUGUCGAGCGCUGGGAUCGGAGCCGCAGCAACUCGCCGUCCGGCCGGCCAUGGUUCGGAUAGGAUCACCGUUACUUCUUUAGCUGGCCCCGACGACGACGAUGACGAUGACGAUGAAGGUCUCCCUCCUUAUGGGGGCGUCGACGACGAAGGCGUGGAUGCCAAAGAUGGAUACCAACAGCUAGAGAACGGCCAGCCACUGAACCUUGCUCAGAGUUGGAGUUUUGGAGCCAUAGGUGAUAGCGCUGCUGAGGACUCUACAGGCGCAGAUAUUGGCUCUGAUGAUGUGCAGCUGGACUCAUCAGCUGACGAGCGUGGGUUUGGUCAACCCGACGAACCCGAUAUGCUCAUGAUGGGUGAUGUUAUGGAUGUGGACCAUGAACCUGCAGCCUCCCACAAAGCAACUUUCGCAGAUAUUCAGAAUGCAGCGGCUGAUCACAAGGCGGUGAUCGACGUACCAACUGCAGCAGGUAGCGAUCGAGAUUCGAACGAAGUGGCUGAGAUUCACCUAAAAAGCGAGGAAGGAACCAAGACCGAGUAG